AUGAUUGUUCGGAAUACUUUUUAUUUAGAAUGCCGUAAAUCUUUAUCUACUUUUUGCUUGUUGAAUCAACGGUUUAAAAAUUCUGCGUUUUUCUACUCAAAUGUGUUAAAAAAUAUACAAAAUAUACAAACAUUAAGUAUAAGAUCAUUUUGGAAAUCUUAUUUGCAGUGUAAUACGGUCAAAGACAAUCUGAAUAAUCUAAAAGCCCAUUCAAAUCAGUCAUUAUCUUUUUCAGAAAGACUAAAAUAUUUAAUGAGACGUUAUGGUGCUGCGGCUGCAUCAGUUUAUCUUGGAAUUUCUAUGCUUGAUUUUGCUCUUUCAUGGGCAAUAGUAAAAUCUCUGGGUUCUACGGCAAUUAAGUCUUAUGAAAAGAUUCUUUUAGAAAUUGAACACCGUACAGGCUGGCGACUUAAACGUAGUACGACUUCUUUACUAGAAAACAAAGAUAAUAUGGAACACGAGUCACCAAGCAUUUGGGCGGAAAUUGCUAUUGCAUAUGGUAUUCAUAAGCUAUUAAUUCUUGUCCGGGUUCCUUUGACUGCUGCAUUCACACCUCCACUAGUUAGAAUACUAAAUCAGAGAGGAUGGUUCAUUGGAAAAUUGAAAAAUUGA
This is a messenger RNA of Pneumocystis jirovecii RU7, 612 nucleotides long. RefSeq lists its product as uncharacterized. The record is from RefSeq and is a predicted model, not a curated record. The transcript has 2 exons. Lineage: Eukaryota; Fungi; Ascomycota; Pneumocystomycetes; Pneumocystales; Pneumocystaceae. Gene Ontology annotation, cellular component: mitochondrion. The coding region runs from base 1 to 612 and encodes 203 amino acids.